Molecule: messenger RNA, 1864 nt
Organism: Ctenocephalides felis (cat flea)
Lineage: Eukaryota; Metazoa; Arthropoda; Insecta; Siphonaptera; Pulicidae
Product: serine/threonine-protein kinase NLK-like
Biological process (GO): intracellular signal transduction; protein phosphorylation
Cellular component (GO): nucleus; cytoplasm
Molecular function (GO): MAP kinase activity; ATP binding
Source: RefSeq, a predicted model, not a curated record
GUACACCACAGAUAUCCUUGAAGGCAAGCGGACCAUUAUACGCCCGUAUCUUCACAAAUAACAAUAAAAGAAUAAGGACCUGAAAAAAGAUAGUUUCAUUCCGAUAAAUCCUUUGUCUUCUUCCUGUAACGUAACUGUAUAAAAGAGAGAUUGACUUUCAUUAAUAUAAAUGCUCUAUAAAUGGUGAUUCAAGUGUCAAAGUGCAUAACAGUGUAUUAAAAUAUCAAAAAAAUCAAUUAAGUUACCUUUAAAACCUGUAUCAGUUUGCUGGAUGUUAUGUGGUGUAUGUAAUAAAUUCAUUGAAAAUAUAAAACAAAUCAAGUUUGACGUGUGAAGUGAUUCGGAAAGGGUCGAUACCCAAAAUAAAAAAGCAACCUAAAAGUUUAUUUUUUGAUUAUAUUUUUUAUUUAUCUCAUUUACAUUAAAUUGCUUCUGAAGUAACUUUUAAAAGUAUAAUUUGUGCUCACAAUACAAGAAAUCUAUGGAUUAAUCAUAAAUCCCGAGGGGGCACUUUUGUUCUAAAAUGGCUGCCGUUGGGGCUCAAUCUAGGCACUCGCGUGUCUCGAUGAGUGUUUCUAUGUCCCUAGUCCAAGGAGGAGCCGCCCCACAAGGGGCUAUCCUGUCUGCAGCAGCCCCCUAUUACCAGACCCCCGCAAUACCUCAAGAUGUACAGCCCGACAGGCCCAUCGGCUACGGAGCCUUCGGAGUAGUCUGGGCUGUAACAGACCCCAGAGACGGAAGGCGAGUCGCCCUCAAGAAAUUACCCAAUGUUUUCCAAUCCCUGGUGUCGUCGAAAAGGGUGUUCCGGGAACUCAAAAUGCUCUGCUUCUUCAAACACGAAAAUGUCCUCUCCGCCCUAGAUAUUCUGCAACCACCUCAUUUAGUCUUUCAAGAAAUAUAUGUUAUAACCGAAUUAUUACAGUCAGAUCUUCAUAAAAUCAUUGUCUCACCUCAACAUCUCAGUGCAGAUCACAUUAAAGUAUUUCUGUAUCAAAUAUUGAGAGGCCUGAAAUACCUGCAUUCUGCAAGAAUACUCCACAGAGACAUUAAACCUGGAAAUCUCUUAGUUAAUAGCAAUUGUGUGUUAAAGAUCUGUGAUUUUGGAUUAGCUCGUGUCGAAGAACCCGAUCAGAACAAACAUAUGACUCAAGAAGUGGUGACGCAGUACUAUAGAGCUCCGGAAAUUCUUAUGGGUGCCCGACAUUAUUCGGCAGCCGUUGACGUUUGGAGCGUGGGUUGCAUUUUUGGAGAACUUCUUGGAAGAAGGAUAUUGUUCCAGGCGCAAAGUCCAGUCCAACAGUUGGAGUUGAUUACAGAGCUGCUUGGCACACCAUCGCUGGACGAUAUGCGGUAUGCUUGCGAGGGGGCUCGUUCCCAUAUGCUUCGCAGGGCUCAUAAACCACCUUCAUUGACUGCUUUGUACACCUUGUCCAGUCAAGCCACGCACGAAGUUGUUCACUUAUUAUGUCAAAUGCUUGUUUUCGACCCAGAUAAGCGUAUAUCAGUAAACGAUGCGUUGGCACAUCCAUACCUGGACGGAGGACGUUUGCGGUACCACUCCUGCAUGUGCAAAUGCUGUUACACAACCUCAGCAGCCUUAAGGCAAUAUACCACAGAUUUCGAACCAUCAGCCACACAACCUUUUGACGAUCUCUGGGAGAAGAAAUUGACAGCCACACAGCAAGUUAAAGAGGAAAUGCACAAAUUCAUCGCAGAGCAACUACAAACAUCAAGAGUUCCUCUUUGCAUUAACCCGCAGAGCUCAGCUUUUAAGAGUUUUGCUAGUGAUGCCGAGAGGAGAUGAAGCUUCAGAGAUGCCAACAAUGCUACCAACAUUUGAAUUCGACAACCUGACAUCCCCAAC